AUGACACCUCACUUGCAGGGUCCCUCCCAGCCCACAGCGCUCCGGGUCCCCGCGGCCCCGCCACUCUCCCCGUGCCGGGCGGGCCCCACGCGCAGUCGCUCCUGCCGCAUUCGCACCCCGCCCAGGGACGCGCGGCCCCCCGCACGGCCACCCCGCGGCAAUGUCCCGGCUGUAUCCCGGCCGUGCGGCGCCGUCCCCGCUCUCACCUGUGCCGGGGUGCCCCAGGCCCGGCCCGGCCGCGCCGCCGCCGCCUCGUUCCGCCGCUCCGCCACCGCCCGCUCCGUCACUUCCGGCCGCCCCGCCCCGCGCGCCCCGCCAAUCAACGGCUGCGCCGCCGCACACCCACACCCGCCCGUCCCCGGGCGCUACCACAAGCGCGCACCGUGCGGGGGCACGCCGCGCUUUCGCUUCCCCGCCGGUUUUGCUGCACCCCAUCUUCGCCGCUCGAGCGACGUUACUCUCUCUCUCUUCGCCACCGCGCUCCCGCCUCGUCCUGCCCUCAGCGGCCUGAGGAGAAGUAGCGGAGGACGGCACGGAGCCCUCCGGCCCCGCUCACAACGGUCCGGGCACGGAGCCCUCCAGCCCCGCUCACAACGGUUCGGACGCGGAUCCCCCUGGCCCCGCUGUGAACGGUCCGGGCACGGAUGCCCCCGGCCCCGUUCAGGACGGUUCGGACACGGAGCCCCCGGUCCCGCUGAGGACGGGCCGGGCACGGAGCCCCGCGGCCAUGCUCACAACGGUUCGGGCACGGAGCCCCCCAGCCCCGCUGAGGACGGGCCGGACGCGGAGCCCCCCGGCCCGCAGGAGGACGCGGCCGCCCCGCUGGGGCCGGAGCUGCCGCUGGUGCCGCCGGAGCUCCGCGCGCGGCUGCUGGACCGGCGGGACUACCGGGGCCGCGCGCAGGCCGUGGAGCAGCUGCGGCGGGCGGUGGAGGGCUGCAGCCCGGCCGCGCUGGGCGCCGCGCCCGCCGCCGCGCUGCUGGGGCUGAUCGCGCUGCUGGACGCGCUGCUGCACGACCCCAACUUCGCGGUGGCGCGGGGCGCGCUGGAGGUGACCCGGCUGCUGGCGCUGCGCCUCGGCCGCCGCGUCCCCGCCGUGCUGGCCCCGCUGGUGUGCGCGGCCGCCCGGGCGCUGGGGGACGCGCAGCCGGCCAUGCGGCGGGACAGCGCCCGGCUGCUGCUGCGCCUGAUGGCGGCGGCCGGGCCGCGGCCCGUGCUGCGGCUGCUGCUGCAGGAGCGGCUGCUGCGGCACCGCAGCGCCCGGCUCCGCGAGGAGCUGCUCCACACGUGCAUCGCCGCGCUGCUCGCCUUCCCCGCCGCCGAGCUGGACCUGCCCCAGCUGGCGGCCGCGCUGGCGCCGGCGCUGCUGGACGCCAAGCGCAGGGUCCGGCACGCUGCCAUGGAGGCGAUCGCCGCGCUGGCCUCGGCGCUGGGCCCCGGCAACGCCGGCGCGCUGCUCCGCGCCCUGGACGCGGUGGAGCUGCGGGCCGGCGGCGCGGGAGUGGCGCUCGCCGUGCGGGCCCGGCUGGCCCGGAACGUGCUGCCCCGGCUGGGCCAGCAGGGACUCGUGGAGUACGGAGUGCCCCUGCCCUGCUCCGGCCGCUGCCGCGGGCCCUGCCCGCCGCCCGGCCCCGACACCGAGUGGCUGCUGAUGGGCAGCAGGAGCCGGAGCGCGCACGGGCACUGCGGGCACCCCGCCUGCCGCGAUGCCCUGCACGGCCCCGCCUGUGCCCAGCGGGGACUGAGCCCCAGGAGGGUUCUGAGCGCCGGCAGAGGCAAAAACAAGCUGCCCUGGGAGAACGAGCCGGCUGCGGACAGGGAAGGUGGCUCGGGGGUGAGGAUGCCCGUCGCGAAGGGCGUGGAGCAGUUGGCUGCAGCCAACGAUCUCCUGCACUCCCCGAAGCCCCGGCCCUCGCAGGGGAUCCCAGGCAGUGCUGAGCUGCUCUUCAGCAGGAGCAGAACUUCCAGGACUUCCCUCCAGCCCAGUGUGGAGCUGAGCCCUGAGCACUCUGCCCUUGCUGCUGGUGCUCUGGGCUCUCGUCAGCCCCAGAUUUCAGGGAAGUGUGGGACACUUGGAUACUCACGUGGGAAGAGUGGCAGUGUGGGCUCUGAUUUGCAGUUUUUGGGACUGAAUAACUGUCAGCAGGACAAAGUUUGUUCCAGCCUCAGUUUUUCCAGCAAGACCCAGAGAAGUUUUUGCACUCAGGCAGAGCCCACCAUGUCCUUCCAAGGGAAGUCCCAGGAGGACCCCAGGAGCCUCUCCAGCUCCUGGCCUCUCAAAAGCUUCCAGGGGCUGCCUAAGCCUGGUUGCCAGAAGCAGCUGCUCAGCCAAAAGCCAGGAGACAACACAGGGGACAGCCAGCUGGAGAAGCCCCCCCUGCAGCUGGAGAAGCCCCCCCUGCAGCUGGAGAAGCCCCCCCUGCAGCUGAGGAGCGCCCUGGGCAGGGCGCAGGCUCUGCGGGGUGCCCGGCCCGUGCCCCCCAUCCCGCGGCUGCCCAGCCCCCGGGAGCCCCCUGGCAGCAGGGAGGGCAUGGAGCUGGCAGCAGGGCUGGCAGAGCUGCACCUGCAGCCCGAGCAGGUGGACCAAGAGGAGAUGCAGAACUCCCUGAGGUCCCUGCGGAGCAGCGCAGCCAGGAAGAGGGCCAGGCUGAGCAGCAGCAUCGCCGAGCUGGAGAGCCCCGACUCGGCGGUGAAACUGGAAUUUCCCGGGGACUGCCCCUCCCUGGGCUCCUCCCCCGGCACCACCUCCACCGGCGAGAGUGGGAUUUCCAGCCAGGAGUCCCUGGGCUCCCCCGUGGCCUCGCUGCCCCCCAGGAGGAGAGUGAUGUCAGACACUUUUCCAGCACUUGGCAGCAAAUCCCAUCCUGCAGAAGCAUCUCCAGCAAGGCCCAGAGAGCCAGAGGGGGCAGAGCACUCCCCCAGCACAGGCCCUGCAGAGUCAGUGCCUGGCUUUGCACCAAAGGAUGAUCUGGGUUUCGCAUCCGGAGACGUUGCUGUUGUUGGCAAAGGUGUUUUUGGGAGCCCUCCUGGCCCAGCUGCCAGCCAGCCCAUGCCCUGUGUGGCCAAUGGGGAUGCCCAGGGUGCCAGGGAGGGAGCAGAGGCAGCCCCAGGGAGAAGCUUCCAGCAGAGCAGCCCUUCCCAUUCCUGUCGCCAUGCAGGGAAGGAAGGAGAGAUGAAAGUGACCUUGUCAAAAUCUGCUCAGGAGAAGCUGAGGAGGAGGAGGAAAGAAGACAAAGAACACAACCAUAAAGAGCAGCAGGAAGCCAAAGACUUGGAAGGGAAGGAAGAAUUCCCUUGGGAAAGGAUUAGACUGAGUAUGAGUGAACCAGAGAAACUCACAGCAGAAAGGUUUAGUCUCUGUGGGGAUUUACUGACAUCACCAAGAAAUGGAUCUCUGUCCUUAGAAAAUGUGGCCUUGAACCCUCCCCUGAAAAGAACAUCCAGUUUGAAGAGGUCCAAGUGUUCAUCCUUGCUAGAUUCUGAGGAGCCGUGCGCGGGGCGGGGCCGCUGCCGGGAGCCGCCGGUGACGCAGAGCCCCGAGGUGCUGGACCCGGCCGAGCUGCUGCCCUUCCCCCGGCCCGAGCCCGCCCUGGCUGAGGCGCUGGCGCUGCUGGCUGACCACGACUGGGAGAAGAAAAUUGAAGGUCUGAACUUUGUCAGGUGCUUGUCUGCCUACCAUGCCCCUAUUCUGACUGCAAAGCUCCAUGAAACAACUCUGGCUGUGGCUCAAGAGGUCAAGAAUUUACGCUCAGGUGUUUCUCGAGCUGCUGUGGUCUGUUUAGGGGAUUUGUUCACCCACCUGAAAAAGAGCAUGGAUCAAGAACUAGAUAAUGCAGUAAAAGUCCUUUUGCACAAAGCUGGGGAAUCCAACACUUUUAUAAGGGAAGAGGUAGACAAGGCACUGAAGGCCAUGGUUAAUAAUGUGACUCCAGCACGUGCACUUUGUUCUCUUAUAAAUGGAGGGCAAAGCCACCUGCACUCGGCCGUCAGGAGAUGCACAGCCCAGCACCUGGGGGACAUCGUGGAGCGCCUGGGCCCCGAGCGCGUCCUGGCCGCGGGCCGGCCCGUGGCCGAGCGGCUGCUGCCCGCCAUGGCCAGGUUUGUGCAGGACAGCUCCCAGCAGACACGGUACUACGGGCGGAGGAUGCUCUUCAGCAUGAUGGCUCAUCCUGACUUGGAUAAAAUCCUGGAGAAGUUUGUGCCAGCCAAGGAUUUGCCUUACAUUAAGGAAACUGUUGGCAGCCUACGAGAGAAGGGCCUGGGGGAGAUGCCCUUGGAUACACCCUCAGCCAAAGGGAGGCGUUCCCAGACUGGAAAUGUUGGACAUUUGCGGUCGUCCUCUACUUGCAGAGAUGCUCCCAAUAUCUCAGACAGGGACAGCACGGAGAGCCACGAGGCCCCUCGGAGAGCAGCCCCUCGCAGUGCCCUGGAGAGUGAGGAGUACCUCAGGGACCUCGUGGGGUCGCUGAACGCCAGAGAUUUCCGGGAGCGCAUCCGCGGCGUGCGGCAGCUGCUGCUGGACACGGAGAGCAGCCCGGCCCUGGUGCUCCCCAGCAUCGUCAGGAUCUUUGAUGCUUUCAAGCCUCGCUUGCACGACUCCAACAGCAAAGUGACCCAGGUGGCUUUGGAGGCCAUGCACAAGAUGAUUCCUCUGCUCAAAGACAAUUUGUCUCCUGUGAUCAACAUGUUGAUUCCUGCCAUAGUGGACAACAACCUCAACUCCAAAAACCCAGGGAUUUAUGCUGCUGCCACAAAUGUGAUCCAGGCUCUAUGUCAACACUUAGACACCUCCCUGCUCCUGCAGCCGUUCUGCACAAAAGCCCAGUUCCUGAGUGGAAAAGCAAAGCAGGACCUGACAGAAAAGCUGGCUGAGCUGGUGCCGGAGCUGUACCCUCGGAAGCCCUGUGCGGUGGAGCAGAAGGUGCUGCCCGUGCUGUGGCACCUGCUGGGCAGCUCUGCCGGCGGCGGCUCCGUGCCCGGCCCCCGCACGGCCACGGCCGCCUUGGCCCAGGCGCUGUGGGCACAGAUGGGCCCCGGCCUGCUCGCCCACGCCGCGGCCCAGCCGCCGCACAUCAGGAAGAACCUGGAGGAGCUUUUGGAGACGGGAACGUAAAAUCGUCAAAUGGCCGUCCCCGCAGGUGAAGCUCCAGCGCCGCCUGAGCCGGGCACACGGACGGACAGUGCUGCCGGGACACGGGCAGGAGCAGCCCUGAGCUGGGCACGGUGCCUGAGGGAGCGCCCCGGAGCCGGGCUGGGCUGGACUGCACCGGGAGAGACACCGAGCCAGGCUGGGAGAGCCUGGCAGCUGAACUGGGCUGUGCUGGGAGAGCCUGGCAGCUAAACUGGGCUGUGCUGGGCCGGCCUGAGGGUCUGAACUGGGCUGUGCUGGGAG
Molecule: messenger RNA, 5391 nt
Organism: Camarhynchus parvulus
Lineage: Eukaryota; Metazoa; Chordata; Aves; Passeriformes; Thraupidae
Gene: TOGARAM1
Product: TOG array regulator of axonemal microtubules 1
Exons: 24
Coding region: 1-5112 (1703 amino acids)
Biological process (GO): microtubule cytoskeleton organization
Cellular component (GO): cytoplasmic microtubule; cilium
Molecular function (GO): microtubule binding
Source: RefSeq, a predicted model, not a curated record